AUGUUGAUUGCUUCUUUGGACGGUCUGCAUGAUCUGGAAUCUUCGAUUACGAGUGUUCCGCACACGGGGGUGCAAGUGGUGGAUGCCUUCCUCAACCGGCUGGAGGUCAUGCUUGUCUUGGACGAUGGAGGCGGGCGAUACCUGCACGAGAUCCUGAACGUCAAAGGCAAUGUGCCAGAGCAGCAUGUCUCCAUCAUUCUUCGGCAAGUGCUGCACGCUCUCGACUACCUUCACUCGAGGAAAAUGCGGAUACACAAUGACAUUCAUCCAAGCAACCUCUUGGUCUUGCGAUCGGGAGAAGUUCGCUUGAGUGGAUUUUGGUUUAGUUCUAAGACGCAGACCUCGCAGUCACAAAGAUUCGCUGGGAGGUAUGGGUACAUGGCGCCUGAAAGACUGUUGGGGCUCGAGUGCGGUUUUGCUUCUGAUGUUUGGAGCGUUGGCAUGCUUACGCUCGAGCUCCUUCUUGGUAGACCAUUCUUUGACACCUCAGAGCUCUACGAUGCGAAGUCCAUCUUCGAGUUCAAGAAGCAUAUCGUGGAAGAAAACAGUCCAUCGCUUUCUCGGCAAGAGUAUUCGGAAGGCUUAUGCCUGUUCGUUGACGCCUGCUUAAUCAAGAACAUAAAACUUCGUGCGACUGUUCCAGGACUUCGCAGCAAGGAGUUCAUCACCAAAUAUGAGGCACUGCAGAACUCCUUCUUCGGACGAUGGGCAAAUCGACAACAAGUGCUCAAAUAUUUCGAAAUGAAAGGGUCAUAAGAUGAUCACAGUAUUUUUAGGGUUUAGUAUAUAAGGAUAUAUGAAAGAGAAGAAAUGAAAUGUACAAAGAGG
Molecule: messenger RNA, 828 nt
Organism: Guillardia theta CCMP2712
Lineage: Eukaryota; Cryptophyceae; Pyrenomonadales; Geminigeraceae
Exons: 2
Coding region: 1-756 (251 amino acids)
Biological process (GO): protein phosphorylation; MAPK cascade
Molecular function (GO): ATP binding; MAP kinase kinase activity
Source: RefSeq, a predicted model, not a curated record